Lathyrus oleraceus (garden pea) is the source of this 630-nucleotide messenger RNA. RefSeq lists its product as uncharacterized. The record is from RefSeq and is a predicted model, not a curated record. The transcript has a single exon. NCBI's taxonomy places the organism in Eukaryota, Viridiplantae, Streptophyta, Magnoliopsida, Fabales, Fabaceae. The coding region runs from base 1 to 630 and encodes 209 amino acids.
AUGCCUACAUAUGCAAAGUUCAUGAAGGAUAUCAUUUCUAAGAGGCGUACCGCCGACACUAACCCAAUUAUUCUCAUUCAAACGUGUAGUGCUAUUUUGUGGGGUAUGAUGAUUCCGAUCAAGAAGAAGGAUCACGGAGCUGUCACUAUCCCAUGUACUAUUGGAGAUAGGUCGUUCAACAAAGCUCUGAUUGAUCUGGGGGCUAGUAUCAGUCUUAUACCGUUAUCUAUCUAUAAAAUUCUUGGUAUAGGGGUUGUGCAAGAUACCAGAAUGACACUCCAAUUUGCCGAUCAUUCGGUCAAGAAACCGUAUGGCAUUGUCGAAGACGUUCUGGUAAAAAUUGAUAAGUUUGUUUUUCCGGUGGAUUUUGUAAUUCUCGAAAUGCCGGAAGAUGAAGAGAUCCCUCUCAUUCUAGGGAGACCCUUUCUGGAGACGGGACGGUGCUUGAUAAACAUUGAAGAAGGAACUAUGACACUGAAAGUUUAUGAUGAAGAAUUAAAAAUCGAUGUUCGAAACACCAUGAGGUACAAGGAUGAUAUUUGUACAAGUCACACUAUAGAGGUUUUGGAUCAAGUGACGACAUUUGAUAACCUUUUUCCUACACCCCAACACGUUUGGAGAGAGUGUUGA